AUGCUUGAUCAGGGCUUGCAGUUCAUAAAGCAAGAUUUAUUUACACAUCCCUUAAACCCUGCCCUGGGGUGGAAACAGGGCGAUGAAGAGGCCAAAUGGGCGCAAAAAGCAAUCGAGACGUUAGUCAAGAAGCUCAAGAAAAGGAAAGGUGUAAUGGAACGUCUGCAGUAUGCCCUAUCACAUCCUGGAGAGCCAAGCGAGUGCAUUUCUAUUCCCAGAUCCUUAGAUGGCAGGAUACAGGUGUGUCUGCUCAAGAAUGGGUCACCUUUUAGGUGUCUCAUAGGAAAGGUUUUCCCCACGUGAUUUAUUGUCGCGUGUGGCGUUGGCCUGACCUCCAGAGUCACCACGAACUAAAGCCUUUGGAGUGCUGCAAGCUUCCGUUUGAUUCCAAGCAAAAGGAAAUAUGCAUUAACCCUUACCACUACAGACGAGUUGAUUACCCUGGUGAUUAUUAACUCAUUACGUAAUUUUUGUACAGUUCUUCCCCCGGUGUUGGUGCCCCGCCAAAGUGAAUACCCGGAUAUGAACGACGUUAUGCCUCCUUAUGUGUCUACUGAGGGAUCUGCAGGUUGGUUUACCAGUCAGACUUGAAGUAAAUAUCACCCUUCUCCGUAAUCUUAUGACUUAAGUUAAACUAGUUGACAUUUAUGCCACUGCCGCCUUAAUUAUAGACACGUUUCCAGGACGUCAUUACGGCCCUUUGCGUAUCAUUCUGCUGUUGACAUUGGUUUAUGUUUCGUAUACUGCAGCUCAAGCCAUUCCAUAUCAGGAGCCAAAGUACUGGUGUACCGUCGUUUAUUAUGAGAUGAACACCAGGGUCGGUGAAGCUUACUUCGCAUCCUCUCCCAGCGUCCUCAUUGAUGGGUUCACAAACCCAUCUAGAAAUUCUGACCGAUUUUCUUUAGGGAUUUUGUCCAAUGUCAAUCGUACUCCCACAAUCGAAAAUACCCGGAAACAAAUUGGUAAAGGUAGGAAUUCGACGUACAAUUUUCUGGUUCCCUUUCUCCCACAGUUAACUAUUGCAUUUGAGGAGCUCGAGUUAUUCAGAAUGCAACAUUUUUGCAGGUAGAAUUCCCGACAUUUUGUUCAGAAAUUGACUAUUAUAUAUUAUUAUAUUAGCCGGUUACGAAUCCUGUUUCGUAGCUUUCUUUUCGAGCAACUGUCUGUUUUAGAAAGCAGAUCAACAGAUAAGAUAGACAAGAUGUAGGAAAGAGUAUUUGACAUUUCCGAAUACUUAUAAGGAGUGUCUACUAUUGUGGGUCAUUGCCAUUAGACGCGGUGGUCCCAACUACGGUACGGAUCCCAGCUGAGUAUACGUGUCGUACUUAGUGGUACUCGUUUUGUGUUUAACCCUUGUUUUGUUAUGUUUUAAGGGUCAGUUUGGUUGACCGCCAUAAAUAUGCCUGGUAUAUAGCCUAUCUCCAGUCGUUUUGAUUAUCAUUGAUGGCCGGCGUAGAAUAUAUCCAUAAAGGUGAGGUGAAUAUGACAUAAUACGACCGCCUACAGUCUCCUCUUGUGACAGGGACUACGAAUGAUAGUGGAUGGGAGUCAAAUAUAUCCACUUGAGUUGACAUCGGAAUAUAAAGUGCGGCUUUUCGCACAAUCUCAAUCGUAACACCACAAAAGCACCUUUUCGGUUUUCGGCCCUGUAAUUUAGGCGCUGAGUUCGAAUAUAUUGGAUUACUUUUCUAACUCGCAACAGGAGGUCACGGCCCUGCACCCAACACCAGAGAAAUCGUAUAUUUAGCAUUCGAUGCCGACCGCUAAAACUGUUGGAACCACCGUCCUCAGAUUUGAAUUUACCAUAUCGGCUCGUUCUAGGCUUACUAUCGCUGUGGCUAUGCCAAUUCGGGCAUCGCUUCAGAGAAAUGGUGUCGCAAACUGGUUCUCCCAGACUCACAGAGGACGUUAUUGAACUAUCUGAAACACUUUUCCCUUCACUACUUUGCUGCAAACAGUCUCUGGUCGACGGUGAAAUCUUUCGCUUGAGGCUUAGUCCGCCAGUAAAAGCCACGGUAUUUUUCAAAGACGUCAGUUGUUGAUUGCGUCUUUUUCGCAAGCCAGUGCUCCACUAAGGUCACAUUUUGCAUUCACAGCCGCACUGCAAUAGCCAUGGUUUUGUACACUAUAUUAUCUGGCUUCCGUUGAACCUAUCGGAGGCCUCAGCCACUUUCCUAGACGAUGAAGUGCAGCACCUAAUUUUUAUGGCGUUUUAUUUCCUGCCAACCGUGACCCUCGAUAGCGUAAGGGGAUCCAUAUAGGCAAAACAAUCGGCCUAGAUCCCUCUGCCAUCGGAGAAGAAGUGGAACACCCUGCAGUCUUAGGUCAUAGGACAUUUCCUAAAAUUUCUGCUCUUUUCAGUUUCAAGCAAAAUUUGCGGGACGAAUACAUAAAUAGUGGGUCGCGCUUCUUAGGAGGAUGUCCUCAGUGUCAUGCCACAGGGAUAGUCAACGUCAGGAUGAGGCGGCUUAUCUUUACAUGAUUAUUCUCGUGAUUGCGAAGUGCUACAGGCUGACCAGCAUCUAUUGGUUAUUAAGAGGAUCGGUCUGAACACCCUAGUUGGCUGACGCGGGUGUCGGUAAUUAAAUAUUCGCUCUCUUCGCCAUGGGCUCCCACAUUUUAUGCGUGAAUUGAGGAUAUCCCUUCAUCAAAUUCAUGAAUUACAGGAUUUUCCAAAGGGUACUGUUGCUGGCUGAAUUAGAAAUUCCACGGAAGCAAGCGAUUGUCUACUAGCCAACCUAGUUUUGUGUUAAGGCUUGCCUCUAGAUAUGUAUCUGGUGGAUUUGUCUUCGCCAAAACUAAAGCCGCAUGUUUGCUCGUCUCUACUGGCAGGGGAAUAGUACAGAAGAAUGCCACCACAGAUCUUGACGGCGGAGUUGAUUAAACUGGUAUCUUCUUAGCUGCGAUGUUUCCAUUUGUCUCCUCUUGGGGCAAGAGGGUAAAACAACACCGUUCAAGUUUUAUGUGACGGAUGAAACCUGGUCGCUAACAGGAGCUUUGUUCGCCUCGCAUUUCAAAUUCCUGUUUAAGCCUACCACCACAUACAGAAAACGACAAGGGUGACGGAUGCACAGCCCUCAAAUACUUGCAUGCUGCAAUUGAUACGUCGCCACAGACACUAAAAUAUAUAUCUCACGUAUUAGAAACUAGUGUUCCUUAUCGGUGCGACCGUAUCAUAGUUGGUCACAUUCGGACCCUUUGUUUUCGCGAUUCCUUUGUCGGCGUUUGUAGUUGACCCGAUGACUACUUGGCCAUCUAACUUAAUAGUCCGGUCCCUCGAAGCAUCAUACAAUCGGACGUUUUCUGCGUGAGUACUUGCCCUGACCAGGCCAACGAUCGCUACUUGAUGGGAAGGGGGAAACCUUUGGGCUUACUGAUAACGUGCGACCCAGAAAACCUUGAGUCAGGCAGGUCGCGAGGAUCUCAUCCUUGUUGAACUUAAGUAUUUUGCCGGGCACCUUUGAAUAAGCUUCAACCUAAGAUUUCACAUCACGUCUCCUCACUGCCAUCAUCGUCACGAGUUGUAAUUCAACUUCCUCCUGUCAACGGCUGAGAUUUGCGAUAAGGUAAAAACUGUUAGUUUUUGGGGCAGUGAAUGCAUGGUGGCUAUCGUCAAUGAACACUGUAGCCCCGUGCUUCCACUACCGUUGCACCUGUUGUCUCGGGUAACUGGUGGGAGCAGGGAUCCGAAGCGCCAGACGAACAAAACUACAGUUCCUGCGGGCAGGCUGCGUGCGAACGACGAAUUGUCUCUAUCCACUGAAUAAUCACUAGAGAAGAUCUGGCAACUGUUUGGCCAAUACUAUAUCAUCAAUUAGAGCAAUGUUAAUUUUAGCCACCGGAUAACUGCUUGAAUUUAGUUAGUGCUCACGGUAGCGCCUGAAAAGACAGCUGCAUUUUGGAUCUCGCACUUUUUAUCCGUGGACGAAGACCGAGUAACUUAGCUAAGACAUACAACAGACAUUUUUUCUGUGUUAGCUUGCGAUCAUCGAGCUUUUUGACUGACUGGCUCUCUGUAUCGCAUUACGACGCAGGCGCGUGGUCUCACAAGCAUAUAACAAUUAUGUCCUGUCCGUGUCAGCUCUUUGAAUUGGGUCGUCAUUUGGCAAUCACACCUGCUCAGUGUCUGUCAAGAAGGGUCGGUUUAAUUUUUGUGAGAGUACUUCCAUCUGUAUAUCAAGUCAGCAGGUGUCUUCAGUUACUGGGACGUAGUGUUAGCUCUGGCCAUAAUAUUGUCGUCCAUGAAAUCAAGGGAUCAAUCGCCAUCGUUGCACUAGUUGUCUGUAGUGCGUGAACCUUCAGUAUAAAGUCGACUGAAUUAGGAUGAAUUUCGUCACAAGUCAAGUAAACUGUUUACCGAUGACACACUUGCGGAGUACGUCGUAAACGGCUGGGUUUGCCUUAAUGUGCGUGUCCCAGUCCCCUGAGACAUCUGCAAUGUCGCUAUAGGCAAUAGAGGACAGGCCGUAAUUAAGGCGCUAGUAUAAUCUCUUUUUUCUUUUACCGUCACCCGCGUUAAAGAUGGAUUUUGUCAAAAUGUAGUGUAUGUGACCACUUGGCCAUACACAAGCGAUGUUGGCGAGAGACAAAAUCCCAAGCCCUCAGCGCCCUGUAAAGUACAUGUUUGACCGAGAUUGUCCUGCUCACCACUGACAUAGAACCGUAGGUGAUAACAUAUCUUUUGCAUUGCGAUUGCUCCUGGCCCUGACUCAGGCAGCCGGACUUUUCGCAGACUGGUAAGACACAUACAGUAGGUGGGCUAACUCAUGAAAUGUCAACCGAAAUUCCGAAAUGCGUUUUCGAUUCGAAAAGAUUAAUUAUAUACGGUUCUAAAACUAAUCAGCCUGCAGCAUAUUUCUAUCAUAAUUCAGUUACUUCGGGAUGCCAGCUUUCGAAGGAACUUCCUUCCGGCUGCAUGCGAAAAGUACACGCCGUAAAAAAUGACUACUUAAGUAGCAUGCAUUUUUCUCAUUGAUUUUCGAUGCCCCUACAAGUCCAAUUAUAUUUAAUGGGAAACAUGCACAAAAAUAUUCAUUCUUUAGUUCAUUCGGUAGAUAAUUACGUCUUAUUCUACUUUUAUACCCGAAUGGGGAACACAAUUCGGUUUCCAAAGAAGUUUCUAAUUGUGGGACUUUUAUAUACCGUGAAAUGGCCGUUCAUAAAUCUUCUUGUCUCUGCAUUUACCGAUGUGGCCUAUAAAGCUAACAAUAUAGAUCAAAUCCACUGCUAAAUUUCAUGAACCCUAUAUGGUCCCCGUAGAGAAAUGUGUGGUUUUCCGUACGCGGAAAAUAUACGGCUUGUAGUUUGGAAACCCUGAAUGCAAGUGUAACGGCAGAGCGAGUUCAAAAUUAUUCGGGUAUUGGAAAAGUUCUUGAAAACCGCAUAUUACCCUUGCUUCAAGUAUAAGACUGGAAGAAGGCGUAAUUGUCUACCGAAUGAGCGAAAUAAUGAAUAUUUUUAUGCAUGUUUUCCAUGAAAUAUAAUUGGACUUUUAGGGGCAUCAAGAAUCAAUGAGAAAAAUGCGUGCUACAUAUGUAGUCGUUUUUUACAGAGUAUACUUUUUGCAUGCAGCCGAAAGGAAGUCCCUUUGAAAGCCGGCAUCCUGAGGUAACUGAAAUAUUAUAGAAUUAUGUUGCAGGCUGACUGGUUUUACAACCCUACUUAAUUAAUCGUUUGUAAACGAAAACGCAUUUCGGAAUUUCGGUUGACAUUUCAUGAGUUAGCCCACCUACUGUGCCUUAUUUAUAAUGUGUAACGUCAAUAAAAGACGGGCUCUUCGAGCGUUCAAAAGCUUCUGUAGGAGCAUUAUUCAGCAGGCCUAGCGUUCGCUCAGGAUAUCUGACCUCCCGGUAAAGGUUCGGAAACACCGGUUCCCGCGGGCGUUGCAACAUGAGCCGCAUUCGGCGUGUCCGUAAAUUACCGCAGAAAUACGACGCAGUGCGUUACAGGUAAGGUACACAGUCCCAACUGGCCGUUUAGUAAGGCCCAGGUUCAUGAGGCGACCGCGAUAGGUGAAGCCUUGUUGGACGACGAUCACCAUGCGACAUGCAAAACCACCCUGGCAUAUGACCUUUCUUAGGUAACCAAUUUCCGACAUCGUUAUGCAGACACACCUGAACGUGGUGCAGUUAGAUUCUCGGCUGCAUAUUUGUCAGACAUUACUUUCCAUUCCCAUUACACCAAGCCGGUUGCCGGUAUAGGUGUAGUUCUUAUCUACGCCUAACCACCUUCUUGGAUGACUAUAAAGGUGGAGCUCCCUACCACCGCCUACAAGAAGUUACUUUUGUUAUUUUCUUCGCUGGCAUCCUGAUUGUUGACGUUUGAAUUGCUUCAGUAAGAACCAUCCAGUCAGUUGCCGUCAGUAAUAUUUGCGGAAAUUACAUGUGACUUUUCAGUCUUCCUUGAUAAAACUUGUUGGUAUUGGCCAACACAAGGUUUCGAUGCAUAUAUUAGUUCGGUGAACAUAUGACAAGAAAUCCGCGUACCUUGGACACAUUCCUGUGUGUCCGUGCUAGGCAUGUGCGGCUCUCGAUAGUCGCCCACUGCAAGGAUUUGAGACAGGUAUCAACAAAAGUCCGACCAUAUACACGUCAGGAACCGACCGCGUCUAUGUUUGGGAGAAGUCUCGAGGGCAACACCACCUAUGACACAAUUCCACAGACUUACGCAUGGCGUAACUUUCAUUAUUCGUCGCCAACGCGCCUAGGGAAGCUACUAUAGCGACUCGAAUGAUUUUCCCUCGUGACCGCGGUUUUGUUCCGCCUCCUGCUACUAAAAUCCAUGUAGAAGUUGUGCGUCUCCGAGGAAACUCGAUCUUUCCAAAGACAAGGUAACGACAGAUCUUCCACGAAAUUUCUUAGGCGACAGCUAGAAACCUCCAAUUCUCGCCCCUCUUACAUGCGCACGGUAUUUCGGCCGCCACAAGUAACAGUGGUCACUACCUUUACACGAGAUGACCACAGGGGUGACUUGCGCACGAAUUUGUCGCGGAAAAGACUAACACUGCGUCUGACUCACUUCUCUUUUACACUGCCAACCGUGUUCCGCUGGCAAGAUAAGAUCGGGACAUUCGAAGGUAGGUACGAAUGGAGCGACGUAAAAAGCUACCUAUCUCGUCCAUGCGUGCAACACGCUAACUGGUCCUCGACUUCAUAAGAACCAGGCCUCAAUAAGAGGUCUCGGAUCUUGCAUAAUUGGGUGUCUGGCAGGGCACAUUAGGAAGUCCAUGCAGCCUGGCCCUCAGUUCUGACUAAGGGCGAGUCUCCUUGUAAGUUGGCAGCACUUCAAUCUACGACUUUAUCGUGUUACGGUAGUUUCAGGUACAUCCGAUUUUUCCAUAUUGAGCAGUGCUCUGAAUUUCCGUAAGGAAGAGUAUCGGUUUCUGUUGAAUGAUCCCCUCAACAAGAGACUUACUGUUCACAACACGUUGCUAUGGACGCCGUAGUAUUGAUCUCAACGGCGUUUUGCCGGCUGAUGCCGAAUCGUGACCGUCUGCGUCUGGCGCGCGUGAACUGAAAGCAUCGCUUUUCAUAAUUCGGGCAGACAAAGAAACCGGUGAUCAGUACACGAAAUCUGAGACAUCCUCCCACAAGUGGACACUGGUUGCACACGCACAUCCAAGGUCAUGAGUGGACUUACCGACGAGCAUACCGAGUGUAUCGUACUGGCUAAUUUUAGGACUAUUGCCGUCGUUUCCUGUCUGUCUUUUCGCGAGACAUAUCGUAGUUGAGCGGUGUUGUCAGGCGUUGUCCGUAGUUGCAUAUUAUCUGCAGGUUUAUUAGUACAGCUCGGGGAGUAUACGACAUGAUCUGUGUAUCUGUUGCAAUAUUUCUCGGGUACCAGAAGACCUAUUAAUACAGGUAUAGAGUUGUGCUCGUUUGCCUCGGGCAAACUGCCUGGUAUCUUAUUUGAAACCUUGGAAGCAAGUGAAGACUGACGUUCUGUUUCACAGUCUGUGACUAUCUGUAAACCUUUUUGAAUCCGGAAUACUUUACUCACCAAAUUUAAAGAGUCAAUUGCAUGCAAGACAAGUAGGAAUAAGUUGUGUGUGCGUGUGUGUGUCUACUUGAAUUUUUACGGGUAUUUAAGGUAAAUGGAAAAGGCACACUUCUCUUUCAAAUAUAAUGGGCGACAUGCUCUGUCGAAAACCAGCCGCGUGGAAGUUGACCGGAGACCAUGUUCCCCACCAGUUAUUUAUGCGAUCUCUCCCGCCUAAUUAUCUCGCUAUGUAAUCCCAAAAUAGUACAGUCACGUCAGGAUGCCAGUUUCUGAGUGCGUUUAUUUCGGUCCACAUGCAGAAACAACACUCGGCAAACAUGGUUACUUAAGUAGCUUUACGCUUUCCAUCUUCGAUACCGUUAUAAAUUUGAAUAUAUGUUAUAGAAGCGGUGCGCGAAAACGUUAUUUCCUGUAUUUACUUCGUAGUAAAUUACGUCUCCACUCUUUAUACUCAAAGAAAUGACGACUGUCGGCUUUAAGGAGUGUUUCGAUUUCCCCAUAAUCUUGUACGCAGUUUGCCAUUAUACAAGCGUUUAAGGUGUCCUGACUACAAGUUGUAUACUUUUCGUGUAAAAAAAUCAUACAUUGUUCCAUACUGUUCGGAAGAUACCAUAUGAGGCUCAAAAAUUCUGAAAUGCAUGCGGACCAUGCUGUAUAUCUUACAAGGAGUACUAUUAAGCGGACAGAUAUGAUGACAUUUGAAUUAACAGUUCAGUCUUAAAAAUCCCGCGAUUACAGAUGCUUUUAAAGCCGACAGAUACCCUGUCCCAGAGUUUAAAAUUUGAAGGCGUAAUUUGCUGCCAAACGAGUGUGAGAAAGUAUUUCUAUGCUUGUUUUCUGUAAAAUAUAUUUGAAUAUAUAGCCACAUCUGGAGCCAAUAGGAGAACUUCAUACCACUUGAGUUAUCAUUUUUAUCGAGUGUGGUUUUUGCAUGAGACCGGAAAUAAGGCGCAUUCGAAAUCCAACAUCUUGACAUGACUGAAAUAUUUUGAAAUUAUUGUAUACGAAAAUCAGUGUUGUAACCUCACCUAGGUAAGCAUUUAUAAUGGACAACGGAUUUUCGAAUUUGGGUUAGAAUUCCAUGAUAUACGUCACCUACAGUGCUGUAUUACUUUUAUUUCUAAACCCCCAAGCCAACAGUCUUUCAAGCCUUUAUCUCCCUCCUCCAAGGUAUUCACCUCUACACCGUUGCCGGAGAUACGUACAUCGAAUGUCUUUCAGACAGCAGUGUCUUUGUGCAGUCGAGACUGUGUAGUGAGACGCACGGUUUUCAUCCGACCACUGUUGUCAAGAUUCCGCCAGCCUGCUCUCUCAGGGUUUUCAGUAACCGGGAGUUUGCCCGCAUCCUACACCUCACCGUCCCACUGGGAGUGGAAGCUGUCUACGACAUCGUCAAGAUGUGUACCAUUCGCCUGAGUUUCGUAAAGGGCUGGGGUGCUGAAUACCACCGACAAGACGUAACUUCAACACCCUGUUGGAUUGAGGUUCAUCUGAGGGGACCGCUCUUUUGGUUAGACCGGGUCCUGCGUCAAAUGGGCCCGUCUCAGAAUCCUGUUUCUUCGGUGUCCUGA
This is a messenger RNA of Spirometra erinaceieuropaei, 9569 nucleotides long. NCBI's taxonomy places the organism in Eukaryota, Metazoa, Platyhelminthes, Cestoda, Diphyllobothriidea, Diphyllobothriidae. The record is from the annotation of a GenBank genome assembly.